CUUGGGAAAUUCCAAAUGGGCGGAUCUGAGUCAAGGUUCCUCCUGGGCAAGCGGAGAGGAAGUAAAAGCGAUGCUCGUGAACGCAAAGCUCUGGAGGUCCCGAAGCUGUUUGGACCUCGAUCUGUACAAUUUUAGCAGGGAGAAAUACCUGGAAAUUCAGUAAUUAAUCUGCAGUUAUGGAAGGCAAGGGGCCCUAUCGAAUCUAUGACCCUGGUGGGGGGACACAGGAAGAAGCAUCUGCUGCCUUCGAACGGCUAGUGGAAGAAAAUGUAAAACUUAAGGAGAAGAUGCAGGGAAUUAAAUCUCUAGGUAACGGAGAGUUAUUAGAAGAGUCUCAGUUAGAAGCCUCCAGAUUACGUCAAAAAGUGGAAGACCUCGUGAAGGACAAUGAAAUGCUAAGAUCAACCUCCUCUUUUGAAAAAUUUGAACAAAUAGCAGGUGGGAUUCCAGAACUUUGCUCGUCCUCAGAUAUUCCGGUUGAAGGUGAGAAGAACCCAGAAAAAGCAGCACAGAAGCCAUCUUCCAGCGGAUCCUCAUCUGAAUUUGAAAUUGUUGCCAAUGAAGAUAAGAGAUCCUCUCAAGAAAGUAGUAGGAAAUCUGACUUAGAGCCGCUUCUGAACGAGGACACCAACCUUAUGCUCCACCUUCAGCGCUUCGAGAACACGCUCAGUCUUUUCGCUGAGGAGUCUGACAAAACCCAGCUUUUUGCCCAUCUGGGCCGCAUGGCUCUGGAGUUUAACCGCCUGGCCUCCAAAGUGCACAAGAACGAGCAGAGGACAUCUAUUCUUCAGGUCCGAGGGCUGCUGACAUUGUGUGAACAAUUACGGAAUGAAAAUGAGGAGCUGAGGACAAAGUUGGAGAGGGAACUAGAGCAAAGGAACGAGAUAUCAGAGAAACUAAGGUGUGAGAAUCUGGAACUCAGAAAGAUGGUGAUGAUGGGAAGUAAGGAAAGUGUGAAAGCAGAAAAUACAGAAUAUGCUGGCCAGCAACAGAAGGGAGCUACAGAGGAGCAAGCAGCAGGGAAGAGCAUGUUGGGGGCAAGUGAGAAGAAAGUGAAGAUACUUGAACAUCAGCGCAAUGAGCUAUUGGAGGUGAAUAAACAGUGGGACCAUCAUUUCCGGUCCAUGAAGCAGCAGUACGAGCAAAAGAUAACAGAUCUACGGCAGAAACUUGCUGACUCCCAAAAGGCCCUAGCAGAGUUGGAGACAGAGCGGGAGCAGAAACAGAGGGAUUUUGACCGCAAACUUCUCUUGGCAAAAUCCAAAAUUGAAGAAGAAGAGGCAGAAAAAAAGAGUCUCAGCGGGGAGGUGAAGGACCUCAAGCACAAGGUGAAGUUUCUUCAGGAUCAGUUGGUGCCAGUCACAAGGCAAAGAGAGUACCAGGAGAAGGAGAUUCUCCGACUAAAUAAGGCCCUAGAAGAGGCUCUGAACUUCCAAGCACCUCCUCAUUCCCCCUCAGCCUUCAAAAACGAUCCUAGCCCAAGUCUUCGGCACCAGGAAGUGAUGACCCAGAACGAGCUUCUGAAACAACAAGUGAAGAUUUUUGAGGAGGAUUUCCAGCGGGAACGGAGUGACAGGGAAAGGAUGAAUGAAGAAAAAGAGGAACUGAAGAAGCAGCUAGAAAAACUUCAGAAGCAGCUGACCCUCACUAAUAACCAGCUGCGAAUUGUUAAAGAAGACUACCACAAAGAGAAGGAAGAAAAGGAUAAGUUUAAGAAACUGCUUAAACAGCACAAGCAGCAUUCGGGUGACAGACUGCAUCCCGAACCACAGCCAGGACAAAUUACCCCAAUCUGCCCCAUGUACCAGUUUCAGUGCUCUCCUCCAGUCCAACCACAUGCUUAUCAUGCUUUUGAGGACUGGCAGCAGAUCCGCUACCCACCCCCAGCGGUGGCAAAUGAGCAUCCUCCAAUUCAGAAUUAUCAUCGUUUCCCACCUCCAGAUUAUACCUGGUAUCCACAAUGUGUUAUAGCACACAAUCAGAACACACAAGGAGGGGAUGGAGUGAAACAGUUUCCCAAGGAAUCUGACCCUACAGGUCUCGGGUUACCUAAAGCUCAAAAACCCGUUUAACUUUGUGGUGAUAUGUGUAAGCUGCAGAAGCAAGACAGCCUUCAUGUGUUAAUCCAGCUCAACUCCUUUACUUCUGGGAUAUUGGUCACAUUUAUUUGUGCAUAAAAAGGUUCCACGCCACUUGGAUGUUUGAGAUAAUAAGUAGGAUUUUCUCUGCUACAUUCAAGGAUUCAGCUGCAAGAGAACAACUGUCAAGCCCCAGCAAUGAAGACUAGGAAUUCUGGAUUAACAGGACCUAUGUUUAGCUGAUUCUCUUACAGUCGGGCAGCUGUAUAUCUAGGAUGUGGCAAUUUUACAUUUACUGGUAGAGGAAGCAGGCUUUGGGCAGGACAGCAGUCCUUUACUAGUAAUUAAUGCCUGUAUAAGUUCAGGAUUCAGUAGUUGCCCAAGGACAAAGAAAUAAUGUAUAGGAA
Molecule: messenger RNA, 2485 nt
Organism: Crotalus tigris (Tiger rattlesnake)
Lineage: Eukaryota; Metazoa; Chordata; Lepidosauria; Squamata; Viperidae
Gene: TNIP1
Product: TNFAIP3 interacting protein 1
Exons: 18
Coding region: 177-2072 (631 amino acids)
Biological process (GO): negative regulation of canonical NF-kappaB signal transduction; cellular response to lipopolysaccharide; regulation of transcription by RNA polymerase II
Source: RefSeq, a predicted model, not a curated record